Macrobrachium nipponense is the source of this 2980-nucleotide messenger RNA. RefSeq names its product XK-related protein 7-like. Lineage: Eukaryota; Metazoa; Arthropoda; Malacostraca; Decapoda; Palaemonidae. The coding region runs from base 411 to 1811 and encodes 466 amino acids. Gene Ontology annotation, biological process: engulfment of apoptotic cell; apoptotic process involved in development; phosphatidylserine exposure on apoptotic cell surface. The transcript is spliced from 10 exons. The record is from RefSeq and is a predicted model, not a curated record. Gene Ontology annotation, cellular component: plasma membrane.
GAUGGUCAUUGGAGUAAAGCAUCACAAUUACUUGUUGGUUACAAGUUACCAACGAAGUGGUAUACGUUGAGUGAAAUUCGUUGUUCAUUCAGUCAACAAUACUCUUACGGCUGGUAACGAUGUCAAUAUGUGUUUGGGUUAAUAUACGGUAACCAUAAACCGACCACUAGGAAACCCCGAUUACUGUACCUCGCGCGUCACAAUAUACACUAUAUACGCAUCGCUGGUUUAAACUGAAUAUUCGGCGUACACCUACUAUGUGCAACAACAAUAACAUACACGGCAUACAACGAAAUAGAGACUACUAAAUAGAUUUCGAUAUCAAUGUUUAAUAUGAGUGUAGAGAAAUAAGUUACUUCACUGAAGAGUCAUCACAAGGAUAUACAGGGUCCAACCGACAUCGCAUCUCAAUGUUCGACAAGGAAUUAACCCGCGAUAUAAUUUCAGAACAGAUGUCACUGAACCAGCCUCCUCCACACAUAGAGGCUUCCUUUGGCUUCAUGGGUGCCAUAGGUGUUAUCAUCAACAUUGUGUUCUUCAUCAUGGACAUAAUUUCUGAUGGCAUGCUGGCCUUUGUCCUCUUCAGACAGGCCGAAAAUGCAACGCAAGAAAAAAUUAAAGCUAUGACAAUGACGUGGUUCAUUAUCACCAUUUGCAUUAUCAUCAUUCCCAUGGUUAUCCUCAACAUUUUCAGUUUACUUUGGUACUGGCAAAAUAAGGUUUGUCUAGGAGAUUACUGUGUACUUCAUAAAAUGAGCACUUCACAAGUCAUUAUGCGGGUGUUUAUUCACAUAAUCCUCUUGGGGCCCCUCAUAAGGUACAUAGAUAUCAUUCGAUAUGGAGUAAAGAUGCAACAGGAAGUAAAAGAAGUAGAGAUGGGAGAAAGUGGAGCCAUACUCAGGAGAACACCCAAAGGAGAAGUACAUGCUGUACUACAAAUGAAUAAUAAGCACCCACUUGGGUCUGAUUUACUUGUACAGGUUAUCUCUAGAGAUACUUCUAUGCUUGACAUGAUGCACAGUUUUCUUCAAGAUGCACCACAGCUCAUCUUCCAGAUCUACCUUCUAUACAGGAGCCCGGAGAUAAUCACUGGAUCUGACUCUAUGGAUUCUUUAACUAUUGCUGUACAAGUGUGGAAGGUCUUCUUAGGUGUAAUGGCAAUAUCAUGGUCUCUGGUCUCAUAUCAAGAUGAGCUAAGGAGAUCCAUUCCAAAGGAGAAACUUUCUUGUGGAGCAACCAUAGUCUGUCUUUUCUGGAGAGCUACUAUGAUUGCAUCUCGUGUAACUGCCAUUGCUACUUUUGCUUCAAUAUAUCAAAAGGAUGACGACAGCACAGCAUUAUUUUCUCUACCAAAAAGAAAUAAUGAAGGAGAAGUCAUUGUUUCUUUUCCCCUCAUCACUGUAAUUGCUUUGGUUCUUCACUGGCUCCUUAUGACUGCCUGGAUUCAUGCUCAGAGCACUAAUUUCUGUGCUAGUGAACAGGGUGCUCGUAGACCAGUGCUGGAACUCUUUUAUAAUUUUGUGAUGGGUGCAGUGCACAUUUUCUGCUAUAUUAAUCUAAAGGAUACCCCUUCCCGGAGAAGGAUGGUUUUCUUCUAUACACUGACUUUAAUAGAAAAUUCUGCAAUGAUAACUGUAUGGUAUAUAAUAAUGGAGGUAAGGUAUUCGCCAUGGUUCCAAAUAACCAUGAUAUUCAGUACAGAAGUUCUUUGGGUUCUCGGGAUCUGCUCAGUGAUUGGGUACUAUGCUUUCCUCCACCCAGACAAAGAUAAUCUUGGAUCAUCCAGAAAUCAAGCAUCUUGGCACAAUUGAUUGUGAGAGCAAACUGAUACAAAAACAUACGGAAUAAAAUUUCAUAUUUCCCUUAUUUCCAUAUGAAUGAUACAAAGUUCUUGAGCUACUUGGGGCUAAUAUGAAUGUACCAUAUUAUGAAAAACAAGCACUAAUGAAAUUUCAAAAUCCUGUGCUUCUUAUAAACAUUUAAUUUGCAGCCACAUGAUGAGUAUAUCUAAUGAGUAAUAUAUAUUUCAUACUACAAUAUACAAAUCAGUAACAAUAACAAACUGAUAUUGUUACAAAAGUUUCACUUGCCUAUUCCCUUAAUACUGUAGCAAGUUCUCAAGAGGUAUGAAAUUAAUGCAGAAGUUUCACGAUUUCAUUACCAGUGCCCUCUUGACAACUGAAUAAACUCAGUGUACACAUGUUAAGUUUUAAGGAUUAAUGCACUUUAUACAGAAAUGCUAACUGGCACUGAAACAGCAUAGUAUCAAUAUAAAUUCUAGUCAUAUUUACCCAUUCCCACCAUUCUAUGCAGUAUGUGUACCAAUUUUAUCUCUGGUAAUACAACGUACGGUUACAUCCUUCACAUUAUAAAAUACUGAUUUUUUCUGCUAAAUGGGAAUUAUGUAUCAUUCAUAAACAAUUAUACCUAUAUCUGUAAAAAACUGCACAACUAUAAUUCUGUACAUAUCCUUAUUGUGUGUUUAGCAACUGAUUAUCUUGUUGUUAGGAUGUAAAUAUUGAAUGUUCUUUGUUUUAAGGUGUACGUAUUUCCUUUUUAUAACUUUUGGAAAUAAUGCUAUUGUAACCAGUAUGUUAUAACUAUAGUAAGGUAUGAGAACCACAGCAUCCUUUUAUUACUAAUGCUAAAGUACCAUAAAAUUUAACAAGAUAAAUCUAUAAUACUCUAAUUGAUACUAUAGUUCUCAAAAUGAUUUCAAAGCAAAAUAUGGAUGAAUAGCUUCCAUGAGAUCUACUACUCCUGAAGUGAGCAUAAAACUGGCUGUCUCAGGAGGAACAAACUGUUGUUCUUAUCCCUAUUUGAAACCAACAACCAUCAAACUAAGGUCUUUGAAUUAUAUGUCAAAACAACAUUUAUGGAGGCGAGUGAUUGCUUUGGGUAUUCCUCUGUCUUUAACUGGAACCUCCAUCAGCAGCAGCCUUAAAAAAUUCAUAUUUUUGUAAUAAAUUGUUUUUUAAUU